CAUCUUUAUGGUUGAAAAGGCAUAAAUCAAGCUCAGAUAUCGUAUACUAAAUAAGCAGCAGGAUAAUAGCGCCGAUUAAGUAGUUCAAGAUAAAGCUAUGUUACAUAAUUAAGUUAAAGAUUUCAUGCACUUGUUGUUGUUACAUUGAUUAUAUAUAGAGAGGAUAGAUACAAGGAAAAACUGGAGCUUUGAACCAAAGAUGGCUGGAACUGGACCUAUUGGUGUUAUUGAAGACGAGGAAAAUGCCUAUACUGGAACUAGAGUCCGGCCCUUUGUUGCCACGCCAAGGGUUGAGGAUGAGAAGAAGCAAAGUCCCACUACCUUGAACAAGAUUUUAUGUCUUGAAGAGCUUUUCUCUUUGGAGGUUUGGAGAGCAUCUCUGGCAGAGCUCCUUGGGACAGCAGUGUUGGUCUUCGCAAUGGACACCAUAGUCAUCUCCUCCUACGAGACACAAACAAAAACGCCCCACCUUAUAAUGUCAUUUCUUAUUGCUGUCACUAUCACGGUUCUCCUCCUAGCCACGUUUCCCAUUUCCGGUGGCCACAUCAAUCCUGUUAUCAGCCUUGCCGCGUCACUCACCGGAGUUAUCUCCCUUUCACGUGCCGCCAUUUAUAUAUUGGCUCAAUGUGUUGGGGGCGUACUAGGGGCACUUGCAUUACAGUCUGUGGUGAACACCAAAAUUGAGCAAACAUUUUCUCUUGGUGGGUGCACCCUCACUAUUGUUGUGCCAAGUGCAAAUGGGCCACUUGUGAUCGGACUCGAGACGAGGCAGGCCCUAUGGCUGGAGAUUAUUUGCACCUUCGUAUUUCUUUUUGCUUCCAUAUGGAUUGCUUUUGAUAAACGUCAAGCCAAGCACUUGGGUCGAGUGGUGGUUUGCUCUAUCAUUGGUGUUGUGGUGGGCCUUAUCGUAUUUAUCUCAACUACUGUAACUUCCACCAAGGGCUAUGCAGGGGUUGGGAUGAACCCUGCAAGAUGUUUGGGUCCGGCUUUAAUUAGAGGCGGCCACCUUUGGAACGGACACUGGGUUUUUUGGGCUGGACCUGUCUUUGCUUGUGUAGCAUUUGCCCUCUAUACAAAGCUCAUCCCAAGUCAACUGUUGCAUAAUUGAAUGCCUGAAACAAGGGUGGCAUAAAUAAGUAAUCUUUAAAUGAUGUAAGAACAUGGAUACUUAAUCAGUUUCGGAUGCUUACGUAUCAAACUAAUCUGAUCCAAUUAUAAAUGAACAUCUCUUUUUCUCCGGAA
Messenger RNA from Gossypium raimondii (Peruvian cotton), 1242 nucleotides. RefSeq lists its product as uncharacterized. NCBI's taxonomy places the organism in Eukaryota, Viridiplantae, Streptophyta, Magnoliopsida, Malvales, Malvaceae. Bases 200 to 1108 code for a protein of 302 amino acids. Gene Ontology annotation, biological process: transmembrane transport. Gene Ontology annotation, molecular function: channel activity. The record is from RefSeq and is a predicted model, not a curated record. The transcript has 3 exons. Gene Ontology annotation, cellular component: membrane.